AUGCACCAUUACUCCUGGAUCCCGAAAGGCUGGUUGAGCGCUUAUAUGCAUGCCAGUGAGGAUCCACCAGUACCUCUUCGAGCACCGCCAUAUCAUGCUUGCAGAAAUGUAGCUGCUGUUGCCCAUCAGUUUGAAGCUGCCUCUAACGAUAUUCAUGGCACGGUCAACUUUACUCCGCUUCCCGGAACUUUUCAGCAAGAAUCGGAAAUACCCGGUCAAGGGCGAAAUGACCCCUGUGAAACGGAUUUUAUCCCGAGUGAGAACAGCCCACCCGAAUUCAAAGAAGAAAAGGGGUUCACAAGGCAGUUAUUUGGACUACCUCUAAGCAACCAACGACCAACAGCCGCUUCUGAAGGCACUCAUUUUGUUCAGAAACCUGUAUCACGUGCGGAAAUGGAGAACCCGAGGGAGUUUCAAAUUAAUCAAAUCCGCCGUAGGUUCAGCCCGAAGGAGCGCCAUGACGCUCAUGCCACUCAUCUGACGUUCACUAUGAAGCCAUCGGACCCAGACUUUUCCUACGAUCUUACCGGCCUAGACUGUAUUUUAAGAGUUCCUGCGACCUAUCCAGCCUAUGGUGAACCUUCUCUUGAAGUGAGCAACGGCAGUCUAGAUGCGAGUAAGAGAAAGCUUGUGGAACGAAAGUUCAAGCAAGUGUCGAAAGAUGUCAAGUCUGGUAACCUAUUGUAUUGCAUGAAUGCCCUCGACAGGCAUCUUGCAAAUCUUCUUUCUGCUACUCCCGUUCCGGAUACAUAUGAUCCCCCAUCUGCGGAAAGGUUACGCUCUACUAUGAGUUUCGAAUACAAAACGCCUUCUGAUAACCAGAAAAACAAGAGGGUAGCCAGAGUAUCAGAAAUAGGAGAUCCUCAGAGAAGAAUGAAAGAGGUUGGACAGUUAAAAUCCCGUCUGGGUACACAUCCUUUAUUCCUAGCACAUUCGGACCAGGUCAGUUUUACGAUUGCUAUCAAACCGUUUCAACCGAUGCAGCUCCCAAAGGCCCUCCGCAACAUAAAAAGCAUAAUCUUGAUAGUGCCGUCAAAUUACCCCGGAGAGCCAUGUCGAAUCAAGAUUCCUGACAUUAAUGACAGUUCUGCACGAGUGACAGAACAGGCAUUCUAUCAGCAUUCCAUGGAUAGCCCGGGAAUCAGUCUAACCGCUCAUAUUAACUACCUCGCUGCAAUGAUGCACAAAAUGUCAUACCAAGAACCCAUUGAACAAGAGGUAGAUCUUCAUGAGGAAUUAAGUGCAUUAUCCUUGGAAGAACAGCCUCAUGACAAGUGGUCGCCACCAUCGCCGCUCGUAAAAGCAUCCCAAUUAACUACCGUUGACGCAAAGCCCCAAAACUCGGAAGGCAAAUCACAUAUUCAAGUUAUCCCUAGGCCUCCCGAGUGGGAAUCUCCUGAUGAAACUGACAGUGAAGAAGGUGAUGAUGACACAACUGCUGAAAAUCAUGCGCAUUUUGGGAGUGGCCGCAAGGUUUUAAUAUCGUGCCCGGCACUUGAACUUCAAGGGGUUGAAUUGCUCGAAUUAAAGAGUUUGUCCCUUACUCUUAGAUGUGCCCGGUGCAAGCAUUUACAAGAUAUGAAGAAUAUAAAAAUCGGGGAAGAUGGCCACAGUACCCCUCAUUAUAGGGUUGAAAGCUGUCGAAAAUGUUCAAAUCGACUCAGUGUAGGCUUUCACCGUGAGCUCAUGCAUAACGGAUCGAACCGUGCGGGCACAUUAACACUCGAAGGAUGCAUUCCUUCCGACCUACUUCCAAGCAAUUUCACUCCGACCUGUUCGAAAUGUUCCACCACAUAUCCUGCACCGGGCGUCACAGCCUUCCAAGGAGAUGCUUCCCUGACAUUUUGCCGCGCCUGUCACCAGAAGAUGAGUUUAGUUGCUGCUCAAGAGUGUUUCCGUGUGAUAGGUGUCAUGACGCUUCAUCCGACCAUCCGAACGAACAUGCGAAUCGAAUGA
This is a messenger RNA of Trichophyton verrucosum HKI 0517, 1956 nucleotides long. RefSeq lists its product as uncharacterized. The transcript is spliced from 7 exons. The record is from RefSeq and is a predicted model, not a curated record. NCBI's taxonomy places the organism in Eukaryota, Fungi, Ascomycota, Eurotiomycetes, Onygenales, Arthrodermataceae. The coding region runs from base 1 to 1956 and encodes 651 amino acids.